AUGUGCUGUCAUGACGAGCAUGCUCACAUCCAAACUGCGAUCAAUGCUUCCCUUCCCAACGUCACUAUCUUCGCAACUGGCGGCACCAUCGCGUCACAAGGAUCCAGCAACACCCAAACCGUCGGCUACCAGGUUGGCCUAGGCGUACAGCAAUUGGUAGAUGCCGUUCCCGAAAUUCUGAACAUCUCAAAUAUAGCUGGAUACCAGAUCAGCAAUGUAGACUCUGGCAGUGUUAACCAGACAAUAUUGCUCAAGUUAGCGCACCAAAUCAAUUCUGAGUUAGCCAGGGACGAUGUCAGUGGAGUUGUUGUCACCCAUGGAACGGAUACUCUCGAGGAGACGGCUUUUUUCCUGCAACUGGCUGUGAACUCGACCAAGCCGGUCGUUGUUGUUGGCGCGAUGAGGCCUGCAACAGCUCUGAGUGCUGACGGUGAAUUGAACUUGCUGCAAGCUGUUACGUUGGCUGUUAGCGAUAACGCAAAAGGCCGUGGAACCAUGAUCACACUGAACGAUCGCAUUGGAUCUGCUUUCUACACGACGAAGAACAAUGCCAACUCGCUCGACACGUUCUUCAGUACCGAAGCCGGUCAACUUGGAUUCUUCAUCAACCAGGUUCCCUACUUCUACUAUGCCCCAUCUGUGCCUAUUGGACUCACCCACUUUGACCUUGCGAACGCAACCUCCCUUGCCCAUGUGGACAUUCUUUACGCGCAUCAAGACAUGGACCCCGCGCUUUUCAAUGCAUCGUAUGCUCUUGGUGCGGAGGGCCUCGUUUUCGCAGGUGUGGGUGCCGGUGGUAUCUCCUCAAAGGCGAGCGAGGCUGCUGAAGGAUUGUUCAACGCUACAGGUAUCCCGAUCGUGGCGAGCCACCGCAGCGUGGAUGGCUUUGUGCCUAGCACAGAUGAGAGCUUUACGAUUGCUGCUGGAUUUUACAACCCCCAGAAGGCGCGGGUACUGCUACAGCUUGCCCUUACGAUGGAUUACGAUUACGAUGAGAUCAAAAACCUGUUUGCGCUUGGCUACCCCAAGCCUUGA
Messenger RNA from Paraphaeosphaeria sporulosa, 1035 nucleotides. Its product is annotated as L-asparaginase. The transcript has 3 exons. Bases 1 to 1035 code for a protein of 344 amino acids. NCBI's taxonomy places the organism in Eukaryota, Fungi, Ascomycota, Dothideomycetes, Pleosporales, Didymosphaeriaceae. The record is from RefSeq and is a predicted model, not a curated record. Gene Ontology annotation, molecular function: asparaginase activity.